AUGGAAAACCUAACAAACACAACGAGUUGGCCGCCAGCGGCCGCCACGGAUAUUUAUAUGUAUAUUGAACUUGCGCUUGGCAUAAUAGGAACUGUUGGAAACGGACUAGUUAUCGUCGUUGUUCUCAGUACACCACAAAUGAAAACUCUUACCAAUUACUUUAUCAUUAAUUUGGCGGUGGCCGAUCUCAUGACCUCGAUGUUACUCAUCUGUAAUCGUUUUCUGCUCAAGAUAGGAGAUUUCCCGGUGCCGGGAGGCGUGUCGGGGGAACUUUACUGUCGCCUUUACUUCAGCGCUCAGUUUUUCUGGUUCACCAUCAAUGCAUCUUCGUAUAAUCUAGUGCUGGUUACCAUGGAGCGAUACUUUGCAAUUGUUCACCCGUUAUCCUACGAUAAAUACUUUUCCAAGCGCAGUACGGCUGUAUUCAUCGCGUGCACCUGGUGUUUUGUUUUCGUUCUACAGUUCUUCACGGUCGCGUUUCAUGGCUACGACGAGGAGAUCGGCUGUCAUCUUUCUGUCUACCCGAACGCUGCAUCUGCCAUGGCUAUCGGCGUCAUGUACUUUGUUUUGUCUUACUUCGUACCUUUGAACGUUAUGAUAUGCGCUUACUACAAAAUUGUAUCCUGCCUCAAACUGAGCGCUUCUAGUCUCGUAUCCAGUAACCGAGGCGACGAUCGCGCCCAUACCCUACUAGUUGCCAGGAAACGCGUGAUACGGAUGCUUCUCUUGGUGUUGCUCGCGUACGGAAUAUGUUGGACACCGGACAGUUUGUUAUUUCUUUGCUAUAACCUGGGAGUCGAAAUUAACUUAGGUGCCACUUUCGUUCAGAUAAUCGUUGUCUUGAAGUUUGCUAAUUCCAUAUUGAACCCGUUCAUAUACGUCUUUAAAUACAAACAGUUUCGACAGAGUCUACUGAAAGGAUUCUGUAGUUAUAUGCCAUGUGUCCGUAAUAAGAUUGAAGACCAUUCAACUAUAGUUAACACGGUGCACACUAACGUGAACAACUAA
Saccoglossus kowalevskii is the source of this 1008-nucleotide messenger RNA. Its product is annotated as allatostatin-A receptor-like. Gene Ontology annotation, cellular component: membrane. Gene Ontology annotation, biological process: G protein-coupled receptor signaling pathway. The record is from RefSeq and is a predicted model, not a curated record. Gene Ontology annotation, molecular function: G protein-coupled receptor activity. NCBI's taxonomy places the organism in Eukaryota, Metazoa, Hemichordata, Enteropneusta, Harrimaniidae.